AUGAGCUCAGAAUUGAGUGGGCAGGCUCAGCCUGGAUCGGCUCCGCCCAUUCGUCGCCGACGUCAAUUGCGAGCCUGCAACACGUGCCAUCGAAGGAAAGUUCGAUGUGAUGCAAUCGGCCGCCAGGCAUGUUCGAACUGCAAAGCCAUCGGAGCCGCUUGCAGAUUUGACAUUGUUGAGGCAUUGUCCCGGAGGGGUAGAGUGUCUCAGAAGCAGGUACUAGAAACAGAGUUGACUGGUAAUCCUGAAGUCACGGAACACAACUCCCGUCCUCAUGCACCAGAGAGCCCUGCGUCAAGAAGAUACGCCUCUACCUCAGAUAGACUCUCAGAAGUCGCAGUCAAUCAACAGCUUGUCGAUAAUGUGCUGGUCGAUUUCUUCCAACAUGGCAUUGGCUCACAAUAUUGGUCGCGAUUCGACAAGCUGGCCGAAGCACGCAUUUGCUAUGUUGGGACUUCGCUCUCUAAUCUAGCAUUCCUCGUGAGCCAGGAGGGCUGCGGCGAUAACAAUAAUUUGCACUAUCCGAAUCCCCAAGUCCACCGCAUUGUGCCAUGGAAGCCGGAUCCUAUGUCCUAUGCCUUACAGAUGCGCCAGAACCUGGAGUCGGAACUGAGUUCGUUCCCCGCUAAAGAUGUCAGGGACGCACUAGUGGAAGCCUUUUUCAACGAAAUUCAUCCCGGCUUUCCAGUAGUCGACGAGAGUGACUUCAGAGCAAGCUAUGCGGACCCAGAGAACCCACCACCUCUGUUGCUAUUCCAAACUAUCUUACUGGCCGGCGCUCAUGUUUGCACACACCCGAAAGUGGCUGAGUCUAGAUCACUGGUCAGAACGGCCUUAUUUCAACGUGCCAAAACCCUGUGGGACCUGCGCUUUGAGAAUGACAGGGUCACAUUAGUGCAAGCCGCAUUGAUAUUUUCGUGGCAUAUCGAGAACGCCGAUACCGUGAGCGCAAAUAGUUACUACUGGAUCUCUGUCGCUUGCGGAAUCGCGUAUGGUCUGGGAAUGCACCGAAACCUGGCAGGUUCAUCAUCAAGCCUCUUGCCACAAUGCUCUAAAAAUCUGUUCCGUAGAAUAUGGUGGACAUUAUUCCAGGCCGCGGUAGCGUCAUCACUCGAUCAAGGAAGACCGCUGCUCGCCCGCUGUGAUGACUCCGAUCAGCCGCCUCUGACGGAGGACGACCUUAUCGAGGUAGGUGGCUCACCGAACAAAAACAUUCGGCUACAAUAUUGCGUACAAAACAGUACGCUCUGCGAGAUUGUUGCGGAUAUUCUUGCACUAUUCUCUCCAGGCUCGUUGCGGAAGUCAGCGGGCUUGGUGGACACCAGCAUUGUUGAUGCACGCUUAGCGGCGUGGCUGAUGGGGCUCCCACCCGGCGAUGAUUAUUAUAGCUCCACACUACGCCUCCAUUAUAAUACCGCGCUUCUACACCUGCACCGCACGGUCAUUCAACUCGGUGAGUCCAAUGUGUCAACCAAUUCCCAAAAGCUGUGUAGUUCCGCGGCAGAAAGCAUUGUCAGUACAUUGAGCGGCAUGAUUGCAAACAAAACCAUUAGCAGGUGUUACUUCACCUCUCUAACAGCGAUCAUGGCAUCGGCCGUCCACUUUGUCCGCGAAAUGCGCCUUGCCAUCGGUCAGAACUCUACCCUUCUGGCACUUCAGUCACAGGCUCAGCUUGAAAGUUGUUCCCCGAUCUUGAGGGAAUUGACAUUGUACUGGCCUACUGCAAGUUCGGUGGAAAAGCUAUGUCAACAUCUCUUGGACAGAAUGAAAUCGAUGAUGAUAGCACAGCAAACGACUGGGGCUGCAGGCGAAAUGCCGUUGAACUUUCCUGAUCUUAAUAUCAUUCCCGAGGAUUGGGACUAUAUCUUGUCCACGCUGCAUGCUGCCGGGCCAGAGCCUGAUUGGUCAAAUGCGCAAUCUGGUUUGGGCUUCUGA
This is a messenger RNA of Exophiala aquamarina CBS 119918, 1935 nucleotides long. RefSeq lists its product as uncharacterized. Gene Ontology annotation, biological process: regulation of DNA-templated transcription; DNA-templated transcription. Bases 1 to 1935 code for a protein of 644 amino acids. Gene Ontology annotation, molecular function: zinc ion binding; DNA-binding transcription factor activity, RNA polymerase II-specific; DNA binding. The record is from RefSeq and is a predicted model, not a curated record. Lineage: Eukaryota; Fungi; Ascomycota; Eurotiomycetes; Chaetothyriales; Herpotrichiellaceae. The transcript is spliced from 2 exons.